UCGGUGGCUUCACAUCAACCUCAUCACAACUACAACCGGCUCAUUAGCAGCAGCACUCGUACCAGCAGCAGCAGCAGCAGCAAAAUGAUCAGCGGAAAGUUCCAGAUCUUGCUCGUUGGGCUGGUGGUGCUAACGGUCGCUCUGCGCGGCUCAUCCGCACAAACCACUAACGGUACCAAGGGCGAAGGUGCUCCCGUAACCGAGGUAACGACACAGCAGACGGAGAACCAGGAGGCUUCGACUUCGACCGAGCAACCAUCGCGUAUCUUGACCGCACUGCGGCUCGAGAUCGAACGCCGUCGUAAGGAACGGAAGCAGCGUGAACAGGAGCGUCGCGAACAGAUCCUAAGCAGCCUCGAUGGAUUAAGUGAUCGUAAGCGUGAGUUUGAGCUGCGUCGCCAGCAAGCCCAAGCUAAUGCCGAGGAGGCACGAGAAGCACGCCGACAGGAAAUGGAAGCACGCCGUGCCGGCCGCCUGCCAGCUCGUGAACGGGAGCGUAUUAACCGGCAACGCUUAGCCCUGCUGGCGGAGCAGACCGCCCAGGAGGAGAAUGAAAUCGAGAACGAUUCGCUGCCGGUGCUGGAUGAUGUGGUGGAAACGCAGGAUGCUGACGUGGAUCUGAUGGGCGGUGGUGGUGGUCAGCGUGUUCGCAAUCUGCUGCUGAUCGAAGAGAGCGAUGGUAAUCUGCGGUUGAUCGAUCUGGAUACCGAAGAAGGGCAGCGGUUUUUGCGUGACGAGGCAAAGCAACGCGCGGAAGGUGAGGCGAACGGUAGUGAUCAACAGACAGCGGAACAGGUGCCGAUCGAAGCGAGUCUCAAACUGAAGACGGGUCAGCUUUAACAACAGUUAGCGAUCGUUGAUUAAUCGUUUCAUUUUUUAGCCAAUUCAUUCUACGUCUUACUUAGUCUAUUGUUAAUCUCAUCUUUUGAAUUUUGCCAUGCUUUGUUUCGUUUAGUUUAGGAAGU
Molecule: messenger RNA, 965 nt
Organism: Anopheles aquasalis
Lineage: Eukaryota; Metazoa; Arthropoda; Insecta; Diptera; Culicidae
Product: ensconsin-like
Source: RefSeq, a predicted model, not a curated record